CGGUCCAUACUGAGAAGACCUUCGGAUCAGCUGGAUGGCGAUAAGACUCAGACGUUAGAGUUCUUCUUGGUUGUUUCUACAUCGGCUCUCGGAGUGUGAAGGAAGCCUUUUUGCGCUGCGGUUGCUGCUGGGGACCUGAAAAAUGUCGACGCACUUGUACCAGAUGACCACCAAGCUGUUCGGGGUCACUGUGGGUAAAAUGAACGAGAACUUUACCUCCCUGGUUCUGGCAGCCUCGGUUUUCACUCUGACUGUGGGUUAUUUCUCCAAACGGCUGCUCAAGGAGUCUGCAGACAGAGACGUGAAAUAUCCACCCUACAUUCCCUCCAGCAUCCCUUUCCUUGGACAUGCCAUUGCUUUUGGAAAAAGUCCAAUUGAAUUUCUAGAAAAUGCAUAUGAAAAAUAUGGUCCCGUGUUCAGUUUCACCAUGGUGGGGAAAACCUUCACCUACUUGUUGGGCAGUGAAGCAGCCACACUAAUGUUCAACAGCAAGAACGAAGACCUGAACGCAGAAGACGUCUACUCCAAACUGACAACCCCAGUGUUCGGAAAAGGAGUAGCCUAUGAUGUCCCAAACCCUAUUUUUCUGGAGCAGAAAAAGAUAUUGAAAACUGGACUGAACAUUGCUCAUUUUAAGCAGCAUGUCAAGUUAAUCGAGGCAGAAACCAUUGAGUAUUUUAAGAGAUGGGGAGACAGUGGAGAGAGAGACUUAUUUGAGGCUUUGUCUGAGCUGAUCAUCUUGACAGCCAGCAACUGCCUGCAUGGGAAGGAGAUCCGCAGCAUGCUGAACGAACAAGUGGCUCAGCUCUAUGCCGACUUGGACGGAGGGUUCAGCCACGCUGCUUGGCUCCUGCCCACCUGGGUGCCCCUUCCAAGUUUCAGGAAACGAGACAAAGCUCACAGAGAGAUCAAGAACAUCUUCUACAAGGUGAUUGAGAAACGUAGGAAAUCAGGAGAGACAGCAGACGACAUCCUGCAGACCCUCAUUGAUGCUAGUUACAAAGAUGGACGGCCACUGACUGAUGAUGAAAUCGCAGGGAUGCUGAUUGGUCUCCUCCUUGCAGGUCAGCACACGUCGUCUACAACCAGCGCAUGGAUGGGGUUCUUCCUGGCCCGGGACAAAGCUCUGCAGGAUCGCUGCUACGCCGAGCAGAAAGCUGUUUGUGGACAAGAUCUGCCGCCGCUUGACUUUGAUCAGCUGAAGGACCUGAACUUGUUGGAACGCUGUCUGAAGGAGACCCUGAGACUCCGCCCACCUAUAAUGACCAUGAUGAGAAUGGCUCGCACAUCUCAGACUGCUGCGGGAUACACCAUCCCCGUUGGGCACCAAGUCUGCGUGUCCCCGACCGUCAACCACCGUCUGCAUGACACCUGGGUGGAGAGGAUGGAGUUCAACCCUGAGCGCUACCUCAACGACAACCCUGCUGCAGGGGAGAAGUUUGCUUACAUCCCGUUUGGUGGCGGGCGCCACCGCUGCAUCGGGGAGAACUUCGCCUACAUCCAGAUCAAGACCAUCUGGUCCACGUUGCUGCGCAUGUACGAGUUCCACCUGGUGGACGGAUAUUUCCCCACAAUCAACUACACGACGAUGAUUCACACCCCGCAUAAUUCAAUCAUCAGAUACAAGAGGAGGAAGCAGUGAGAUGCAGGGCAGAUAAUGAGGAAACUAUAGACUUUCAUGAACUUGCAAUGUUUUUGUUUUUAAUGGAAGCUCUGGCAGCCUGGGACUUAAAUUGAAGAAAAUGCAGAUGUAUGCACUCUGAAUGCUCCCAAUGUCAACCCUGUUUUAGGUCUGAAGACUGUUCAUAAUCAGAAUGACAGCAUAACCGCAUCAUUUUAGAUGCUUUCUGUGUAAAACACACAAAGCCCCAGCUUUAAAACUCAUGUGAGUUUUCAUAAAGGGAAAUCAAUGUGCCCUACAAUGGGAGGACAAGUUUAUUGACUUUUAUUAAGAGAGUCUGAAUAUAAAUGUUUUCCUUAACUGUUUCUCUGCAAUCUCUUACUCUGUGAAAUCUGAAAAAUCAGUCAAACAUCCACUUAUUUGAUUAAAAAAACAUGUAAACAAGAGUUAGGUUGAUGCAUACUUCACACCUCUAUUCAUACUUUGCUUUAAUCUGUACUUCUGUUGGUCCACCCUUCCUGUUUUUCUAAGAACACAGGAAAAUUGUAACUACAGUGCCUUGCUAAAGUAUUUACACCCCUUGAACUUGUUCUCAUUUUGUCACAUCUCAACCCCAGACUUCUAUAUAUUCUGUUUAGAUUUUUUGUAUUAAACCAACACAAAGUAACAUAUAAUUGGUGAAUGGAAAGAAAAUAAUCAAUGUUUGUUCUUUGCAAAAAAAAUAUUUUUAAUUGUGUGGUGCUUGUAUGUAAUCAGACCAUUUUAAUCUUUUACACCUAAAUAAAAUCCAGUCCAAUACAUAA
Molecule: messenger RNA, 2424 nt
Organism: Girardinichthys multiradiatus
Lineage: Eukaryota; Metazoa; Chordata; Actinopteri; Cyprinodontiformes; Goodeidae
Gene: cyp51a1
Product: lanosterol 14-alpha demethylase
Exons: 10
Coding region: 143-1642 (499 amino acids)
Molecular function (GO): monooxygenase activity; heme binding; oxidoreductase activity, acting on paired donors, with incorporation or reduction of molecular oxygen
Source: RefSeq, a predicted model, not a curated record